Molecule: messenger RNA, 4471 nt
Organism: Phytophthora nicotianae INRA-310
Lineage: Eukaryota; Oomycota; Peronosporomycetes; Peronosporales; Peronosporaceae
Exons: 1
Coding region: 409-4413 (1334 amino acids)
Biological process (GO): calcium ion transport
Molecular function (GO): ryanodine-sensitive calcium-release channel activity
Source: RefSeq, a predicted model, not a curated record
UAGUACAUAGUAUCUACCCGACUUUCAUUCGCAUCUGUUAACUUUUGUGACGCUAGCUGCUACCGCUACAGUCCCAAAAACCUCGCGACCAUCUGGGGCGCUGGCUCGUUUGACGCGGGCAGCAUGCUCAAGGUGUUCAUUUGAGGACUUGCCACCUGCACCACGAAGGGAAGGGAGUGUCCAGAGCGAAAUAACGGGUCAGUAGGUCUACGGGAUACGCAAUUGAAACGGGCUGCCUUGCGGAUCCCGUCGCCACAGAUCAACAAAGUUUGCAAGACGUCGGAGUUGACUUUUUAAUAUUGACACUCCGUCGUUUUUGCGUUGCGCACACUUGUCACCGUGACCAGUAGCAGCAUUCCAUCGCUGCAAGAGCCGCCAGCCGACGCGCUGGACACUUCCUACGCACUCAUGGAGGAAUCCACGCGGCAUGCGGCGGCCAGUCGCAACUCCAAGUCUCAGGACGUCGCUGAGUUCUCGAGACUUGAUCAUGAUAAUACCAAAAAGGGGUGCAGGUGGUGGGCGUGUUGUUGGUGGAGACGACGAGCUUUUGCAGAGAAAUCCAAUACAUUGGAGGCCAGUGAAGAACGCAGCGCUAGUCGAGCCAGUGUGAGCGCGAGACCCAAGACCCACGACCAACUAGUGGCAGCCAGACAACUUAAACAACAGAUCGCACACUACUCGACCAUGCGCGUGCAUAUGAAGCGUGUGCAGCUGUGUCUGGAGCAGGAGAAACGCAAUAAAUUCUACAAGGAGCUAGUGGUGUAUCUAUGUUUCUUGGCAGUGGUAAUGGCGACUCUGUUAACGCUACCGAUCCACUUCCCGUACGAGCAGAACGCGGUACUAGACAACACAUAUUUCCAAGAACAAUUCCCCGAUGAGACUGUCCCAAAGACGUUCUAUGAUAUUGGCAAUGAAGGUGAAAUGUGGCAGUGGGCCAGUGGCCCCAUGCUGUCCCAGUUCUACGACCCUCCUAUUCGGAAUAGCCGUCCCAUUGGCAGCAUCCAGAUGCGAACAGGACGCGUGAAAGGAGCUCUUUGCAGUCAGACAACAGGAAGUAGCGAGUUUAUCAUGUUCUCUGAUGAAAUCUGCUACCCUGAGUACUCGACAAGCCAAGAAAUGAAGGAGCCGUACGGUAACAAUAGUGGAGUUUUGGGUGCGCAGUAUCAAUGGACCAGCGGACUGGGUAAACUAGUGCGUUCUGAGACGUUUAAACCCGGUUUAGUAAGCCACGAGAUGGACUAUGGCCACGGUGGUUAUGUGGUAUAUCUUCCUCGCGAUAACUAUACUGCAGCUACUGCGUUGAUCACGCAGAUGCAGAGCGACUUUAUUCGAGAUGGCACGCGGUACAUGGCGUCAACGUUUGCGUUUUACAAUGCUCGUAGCAACAUUUUCUCGCAUGUCCAAGGGCUGUUUGAGAUGAGCAAUACAGACUACAUGGAGGUAACUGGCCGCAUUAAAAGCUUUCGGAUUCUGGCAAGUUACAAGGAUACUGGAGACUUUUUGGAAGCAAAUGCACUCGAAAUUGUGCUGCUUUUUGCCACGCUCUUGCUGGUGUAUCGAGAGAUCUCGGAUUUACGUAAUUACGGGCUACGAAAGUACGUGCAGUCUCUCUGGAACAUCCUAGAUAUGCUUCAGCUUGUGUUGCUUAUUGUUUUCCUUACGCACUGGGUAAUAUUUGCUGUCAAAUCGGAAAAUAUCCGUGAUGAUCUUUAUCGUGUUGGCGACAUGGACUGCUCUGUUCCAGCGGAAGACCAGAGUACAGCACGAGAUUGUUUUGUGGAUAUCGCGCCAUUGGCGUGGCUGUCUCGCGCUGUCACGAACUACGCAGCAGCUCUUGGAUUGGUGUCUGUGGCUAUUGUGUUCAAGUAUUUGCGUCUGAAUUCGCGUCUGAACUUGCUGUGGCGUACGCUUCGCUUCGCAGCGAAAGAUUUGCUGGCGUUUGUGAUUAUUUUCUUCACUAUUUUCUUCGGUUUUGCAGUCAUGGGCUUCCUGACCUUCGGUACAGCGGUGCAGCAAUAUCAUUCGCUAUCUGUAUCGUUAACGAGCUGCUUCCAGAUGCUGCUGGGCGCCUUCGACUAUGAGGAAAUCUACGUUGCCAAUCCGACUAUGGCUGGCAUCUUCUUUUUCAGUUUCAUGAUCUCGAUCUACCUCAUCUGUGUCAACAUGUUCAUCGCUAUUAUGAGCGAGUACUACUCGCUAGCUCAGACUGAGAAGAAAACGCUUGAAGAGAACAAACGCAACUUGGUAGUUAGCAACAAGGACAAUGAGGAUGAAGACGAGGAUUUUCGAGACUCGCUACAGUUCAUGGAUGUCGAGUACGAUCUGGCCAAACAGAUCAAGAACUACAUGAAUGGUCUCCGUGUUCGUGUCAAGAUGCCACCGAUCAAAGACGCCAACUCGACGUACAGCACGGAACAACUGGUGCUCUGUGGCUUCCAGAGAGUGCUGCUUGUUGACUAUGACUAUCUCAUGGCAGAGCGCAAGCGUUUGAGACGUAAAUUCCGCGCCUGUGUGCACCUCAUCAUGGUGUGUGGCGACUUGAUGCGCCAAAACGAUCCGGAUUUCACGCUGAGUGUCGAGACGGAGUAUAUUGCAGAGCGUCCACGUCCUCGAGCGGAUUCCACAGACUCGUUCGCGGAUCUGGUGGAGUUCCCGGUCACUUAUAUCCCCAUUUCUUCGUCUCAGGCGAAUACUGUUGAGAUUCUGAAGCGGUUAAAGCGAGGUAUGUUCAUUGAGAUCGACGAUGGAUCACUUACCAAGGAUCAGAUCACGCUGGAAGUUCUCGGAGAACAAGACGAGUACGUCCCGUCACGCUUUAAACGUCGACAGAAUGAUGACUAUAGAGCGAGUGAUAACUUCCAUGUACGUAUCAGUGAAGGCACCAACGCCACCGACAUUUACGGAAGCAGUCGUAAUAGUGAAGGUCCGUUUGGUCUGCGUCACAACCACCCGAAAAUUGGAGGAGCAGGCCACAUUCGAGCGUGUCGUGUGUUGUACAAUGGCAAUGCACUGAUAGAUGGCAACGAGAUGUGCAUCUUACCACGAUCAACGUGGUUCCGAUACUUCACGGGUUACGUCGGCUGGGGCUACAUCAAGCGGCUGCUGUCUUGUAAGCGGAAGAAAAAGAAUAACCAUCGUCUGGUUACAGAUGCGGAUGUGGAUCGCCUCAUCAAGGAGAGUUUUGCUGCUCCUGGACGCGGUAUCUCCUGCAGAUUCGAUGAACUUGUGCGUAACUUCCGCAUGUUUAUCGCCAAGAAGGUACACAAGCGCCGUCUUCGCAUCCCGAACCUGGAGGAUCGGAUUUUCCAGGAGGUUAUCACUUUUCUGGAGCGAUUCCCAUCGGCACUUACGCCUUUGGAUAAACGCGAACUGGAAGGAUACAAGUACACGCCACAACCGGUAGAUACCCGUCGCAUUCGGUUGCCACACUCGAUUAAUUUGCUGGCCGAGUUGCUGUCUCAAAACGCCCAUGAAGUCUGGGCUGUGGGACGUAUCGACCAAGGCUGGCGAUGGGGAACUGAACGUGACAAUGACAAGAAGCUCCACCCCGAUCUUGUACCAUACGAAGCACUCACUGAACAGGACAAGCAGUACGAUCGGGAUACGUCCAUGUCGGCACUUAAGGUUAUCACAGCGUUGGGUUAUGUUCUGGAACCUCCGGCCAGUCUUGAAGAGCAGUUCGACGGCUUUGAGUUCGGCACCGCGGCGACGGAACCCGGUGGCACAUACGAACCCAAGCCGAUCCCGACGGAUGAUGUUAAAGUGCCUCCACAUCUUCGCUCUGUAAUUGAGCUUCUGGCUGAAAACACACACGAAGUGUGGGCACAGAUGCGCAUGGAACAAGGCUGGAAGUUCGGACCGCGACGUAAUGACGCCAAGAAGGAGCACAACGGACUGGUCCCGUACAUUUACUUGACUCAGGACGAGAAGCAGAUGGACCGCAAUACUGCCAUGCAGACAGUGAAGUUGAUCUUGCGCUUUGGCUUCAGCUUCGUGCACAAGGAUCAGCGUACACGUGGUGGCAAGAAGAAGCACUCUGGACAUAUCAAGGUGGUUGGUCGCAACGAGAACCCUGAAGCGCAUAACGUCGGCGAGGCAGUCACGCUAGCGCGUGGAGCUGUUCGAGCCAAGCGUGCCUUCCUGGGUCGAAACGGACCAUUCUCGAGUAUCCGUUCAGGCUCUGCUGCCAGUCUCUUCUCGAUGAAUUCUUCUGGAUCGGAGACGUCGACGUCGCAAGAGUCUCGACAUCGUAGAGCUGCUGCGGCCCAUGCACGUCUCGUUGCAGCCUCGUCGUCUGCAGUGACAGUUGAGUCUUCUGGUGACAUCCCGAUGCCGCUGUCGUCGUUCCAGUCUAUGAGCUCCACAGGAGAGUCCUUCGACUCGCCAAAAGAUGGCGACAAUACUAAGCAGUAAACAACUAGAUGGAAUCAGUGACACGUACAUUAUUCAAGCUCACUUUUGAUCUCACAUA